AUGCCCUGCCCUGACCGAUGCCCGGACUGCUUGCUUGACCAGAACUACUUCCCUGACUGCUUCCCUGGCCCUGUCCGAUUCCCUGACCAUAACCGCUUCCCUGGCCAGAACCGCUUCCCUGACCGAUGCCCUGACUGCUUGCUUGGCCCUGUCCGCUUCCCUGGCCAGAACCGCUUUCCUGGCCGAUGCCCUGUCCACUUCCCUGGCCCUGGCCGCUUCCUUGACAACUGCCCUGUCCGCUUCCUUGACCAGAACUGCUUCCCUAACCGCUUCCCUGGCCCUGUCCGCUUCCCUGGCCAGAACCGCUUCCUUGACCACUGCCCUGUCUGCUUCCCUGGCCCUGUCCGCUUCCAUGACCAGAACCGCUUCCCUGGCCCUAACCGCUUCCCUGGCCCUGUCCGCUUCCCUGGCCAGUACUGCUUCCCUGGCUGA
Molecule: messenger RNA, 432 nt
Organism: Sinocyclocheilus grahami
Lineage: Eukaryota; Metazoa; Chordata; Actinopteri; Cypriniformes; Cyprinidae
Product: tetra-peptide repeat homeobox protein 1-like
Exons: 5
Coding region: 1-432 (143 amino acids)
Source: RefSeq, a predicted model, not a curated record